Messenger RNA from Pyrus x bretschneideri (Chinese white pear), 1548 nucleotides. RefSeq names its product pentatricopeptide repeat-containing protein At1g62350. The record is from RefSeq and is a predicted model, not a curated record. Gene Ontology annotation, molecular function: protein binding. The transcript is spliced from 4 exons. The coding region runs from base 411 to 1250 and encodes 279 amino acids. Lineage: Eukaryota; Viridiplantae; Streptophyta; Magnoliopsida; Rosales; Rosaceae.
UGGUAGUUGCUCCUCCUUCUUUCUAAACUCCAACCAUCUCUAUCUCUCUCUCUCUAAUUCUUAAACCCUAGAAAAAGCCUCUCUCUCUGUCUGUGCAGAGUUGCCAACACUAGAGAGAGAGAAAGGGCUUUUGGUUUCAGAUCGCGUUGAUACCUCAGCUCAGCUCGCUCGCCGAUCUACGCCGUCUCGCCCGAGUUCGCUCAAUGGUCGGCUCGGACGAUUGAAAUGCUGGCUACUGCUCUCCGCGAUUUCGAUGUCAAUCGCCCAAAAUGUCCGCUUUAGCUGCUUUUGAGCGCCCCCUUCGACCUGCUGCUUCUAACACGCAGGUGUUCAAGAGUGGCCCACUUUUCAUAUCUUCUAAAGUGCAGAAAUGUUGUUUCUUAAAUGCUUUCUUCUAGCGGGAAAUUCUGAUGCCAUCUCCAGAGUCUUCAGAAUGUAAUGCACUCUAUCAACUGUGCAACCUGAAUGUAAUGUUACGCUUGGUUCAAAAUCUUGUACGAAGAAGCUCACCUACAACCCCUGCACUCUCACCCUCACCCCCCUAUCUCGAUUUAUCAGUUCAUUUGUUGCUCCAAAACACUUGCUUGCAACGUUAUUUCUCUGGGGGGUCGAAGGCGUUGGCGUCAAGCCCUAGUCUCUCCAUAUGGAGGCGCAAGAAAGAGAUGGGGAAGGAAGGUCUCAUGGUGGCUAAGGAGCUCAAGAGGCUCCGCUCUCAGCCUCUCCGCCUUGACCACUUCAUACGCUCCCAUGUCUCCCGCUUGCUCAAGUCUGAUCUCCUCGCUGUUCUUGCCGAGUUUCAGAGACAAGACCAGGUCUUUCUCUCUAUGAAGAUAUAUGAUGUGGUUCGUAAAGAGAUUUGGUAUAGACCGGACAUGUUCUUUUACAGGGACAUGCUUAUGAUGCUUGCAAGAAACAAAAAGGUGGAUGAAGCAAAGAAGGUUUGGGGAGAUCUGAAGAGAGAGGAAGUUCUAUUUGAUCAGCAUACUUUCGGGGACAUCAUCAGGGCUUUCCUAGAUGGUGGUUUGCCCUCGGAGGCAAUGGAGAUAUAUGGUGAAAUGAGACAAUCACCUGAUCCCCCAAUCUCACUGCCGUUUAGAGUAAUAUUGAAGGGCCUCCUCCCGUACCCGGAAUUGAGGGAGAAGGUGAAAGAUGACUUCUUGGAGCUAUUUCCUGAUAUGAUCGUCUAUGACCCACCUGAAGACUUAUUUGAAGACGAAGAAUGGAAAAGAGAGAGUGAAGAUGAUGACUAAAUAGUGCUGCUAGGUAUGAUGCAAUCCGUCGUGUGCGGUGUUUAAGUAGGUCUUUUACUGGUAGAUGGUCGAUCUGCUGCACGCUACAAAAAUUAAUCCAGAGUUUGUGUUGCAACGAGUAAAUAACCCUGAUCAUAUUUCAAAGUAUUGUCUUGUAAAUGCUUUUGGGAAGUCUUAUUCAAAUAGUUAGGCAGAGUUAGGUAUGCGAUCCUAGUUUUGGUUUUAGUUAUUGUUCUCAUGUUUGGGUCGAAACAAUUUUCGUUUCCGAGUUUCAAAUUACUACUAUCCUACCGCCCUA